CCCUGCCAACACCAGCCUGAGAGGGGGAAUCAGAGUGUCAUAUACUUCUACCAGAUAAUCCAAGACCAACAAAUGCAACUUCAGUAGAAGGGAAGUACAAGAAUUCAGACUAUCCUCGAAAGGUUUUGUUUUGUUAUUUUAAGUGCUUGUGUUUUGCCCUUGCUCAAGAAAGCAUCUGCUCCAUAAGCUAUUCAUCAGAAACCUGUGGUUCAAGAAGUUGCAAAGACCUUCCCCGGAUUACUGUUAUCUCCCUUCUACAUGAGGAUAGCGUGACCAAGGAAGGCCUCUCUAACGUGGUGAUAUGUGGGCAGAAACCUGAAUGAAGUGAACAGGAUGAAUAUCCAGGGAAAGAGCACCAUAGGCAGAGAGAACUCCAUGCGCAAGGGCCAUGAGGUGGAGCAUGAAUGUGUGAUCCAAGAACAGCAGGGAGUCAAUGGAAUUGGAGUAUGAAGAGCAAGUGGAAGGACAUGAGGUGAAAGUGAACAGGCCUGGGCCGAGCAGGCGGAGACAGGCGACCUGCUGGCUGGGGAGGUGCAAGCCAGGCUGCAGCGCUCCUGCCUGGCCAUGGCAGCAUCACCCCUGAAAGUGUGCAUCGUGGGCUCGGGGAACUGGGGCUCAGCUGUUGCAAAAAUAAUUGGUAAUAAUGUCAAGAAACUUGAGAAGUUUGCCUCCGUGGUCAAGAUGUGGGUCUUUGAAGAAACAGUUAAUGGGAGAAAACUGACAGACAUCAUAAAUAAUGACCAUGAAAAUGUAAAAUAUCUCCCUGGACACAAGCUGCCAGAAAAUGUGGUUGCUAUCCCGAACCUCAGUGAGACUGUGUGGGAUGCAGACCUGCUGGUGUUUGUCAUCCCCCACCAGUUCAUUCACAGGAUCUGUGACGAGAUCUCUGGGAAAGUGCCCAAGGGCGCGCUGGGCAUCAGCCUCAUCAAGGGCAUAGAGGAGGGUCCCGAGGGGUUGAAGCUCAUUUCCGACAUCAUCCGAGAGAAGAUGGGCAUUGACAUCAGUGUGCUCAUGGGAGCCAACACUGCCAGUGAGGUGGCUGCUGGGAAGUUCUGUGAGACCACCAUCGGCAGCAAGGUAACAGAGAAUGGCCUUCUCUUCAAAGAACUUCUGCAGACUCCAAAUUUUCGAAUUACGGUGGUUGAUGAUGCAGACACUGUUGAACUUUGUGGUGCCCUGAAGAACAUUGUGGCUGUGGGAGCUGGGUUCUGCGACGGCCUCCGCUGGGGCGACAACACCAAAGCUGCCGUCAUCCGCCUGGGGCUCAUGGAAAUGAUCGCCUUCACCAGGAUCUUCUGCAAGGGCCAGGUGUCCAUGGCCACCUUUCUGGAGAGCUGCGGCAUAGCCGACCUGAUCACCACCUGCUAUGGGGGUCGGAACCGCAAGGUAGCAGAGGCCUUUGCCAGGGCCGGAAGGACCAUUGAAGAAUUGGAGAGGGAGAUGCUGAAUGGGCAGAAGCUGCAAGGACCUCAGACUUCCGCUGAGGUGUACCGCAUCCUCAAACAGAAGGGGCUGCUGGACAAGUUUCCACUGUUCACUGCAGUGUACCAGAUCUGCUACGAAGGUAGGCCUGUUCAGGAGAUGUUGUCUUGUCUCCAGAGCCAUCCAGAGCAUAUAUAAAGUGAAUUAUGCAACAUGUCAGGGAAAGGCCUGCCCUUCCGAUCAAUCAUUUGGAUUCAGUGGAAACUGGGACUUGCCAACAAGAUGUUUGCAGCAUCAUAACCCCAUCAUGGAUACUAUGAAUUUUUACACGCUCAUUUUUGAAUUGUGAGAUGAAGUUCAUUGGCUAAGAUGUUACUGGGCAACAACUAGAUGCACAUAUGUGAACGUGUGAGCGUGUGUUCCUUUCUCAUUUUGUGGAUGUUGCUAUCAACCAAAAUUAAAGGCCCUUCUUAAAAAUUACUUUUGAAAUUUUCCCACUGUGGUAGCUUAUAAGAUUGGAACUAUCGCAGCUAAAAGU
Molecule: messenger RNA, 1960 nt
Organism: Orcinus orca (killer whale)
Lineage: Eukaryota; Metazoa; Chordata; Mammalia; Artiodactyla; Delphinidae
Product: glycerol-3-phosphate dehydrogenase 1-like protein
Exons: 5
Coding region: 565-1620 (351 amino acids)
Biological process (GO): glycerol-3-phosphate catabolic process; carbohydrate metabolic process
Cellular component (GO): glycerol-3-phosphate dehydrogenase (FAD) complex; cytosol
Molecular function (GO): NAD binding; protein homodimerization activity; glycerol-3-phosphate dehydrogenase [NAD(P)+] activity
Source: RefSeq, a predicted model, not a curated record